AUGAACAAGUCAAUGGAUACUCGACCUGUUGAAGCAUUGGAUGAGAUCUGCAAUGACAGCAAACCUUAUUGGGAAGCGCGUCUCGUCUUGUCCAAAGUUGAGUCGCUUAUGAACGACCCUAUCAGAUCAUGCACGUUCACGUCCCAGGAACGUCAAGAGAUCGUAACGAUAUUAUCAUCUUCCUCUCAACCAACCACAAGAUGGAAAUACUAUGCUCAGGAUAUUGUUGGAGACAACGAUGCGAAUAAGCAAAAGGUCCUACAGAUCCCGCCGAGGAAGCAACAAGAGCUCUUGGAUAUGGUUGAUGCUGCAAUGCAAGCAAAAUAUGAACAAGUGAUGCAUUUGCUGGGCAGCGACAACAUUCAGCUAGUACAAGACAAACAACAAAGCCUGCAGCAGAGCCGUGGAAGACUGAUACUCAAGCGAAGGAUGUUGACGAGAUUGGUAAAUCACUAUAUCAAGCUCAUUAUCAAAACGUUGAAGACCGUUUGGCUCAUUAUCAAGAGUUAUGAGAUGGAUGAACGGAAAAAGGAAACAUUCACGGCCUAUUAUUGCGCUUUGACUGAUACGUUGCUCCUUCGGAUAAAGAUUCUUCGUUUGACGAUGCUUCUCAAAAUGUAUGAUGCUGACUUUGUCAAUGCCCUGAAAUCAUUAAGUGCGAUAUUCCGGACACGAAUUGACGAGGCUCGAAUCAAAUUAUCUUUUGCUGAGAAGCGGAUACAAGAAUACGACGACUUGGGCCCCGAGAUGGAAACGAUCUUUGCUGCCUAUGCAGGGAUCUUGGAUGAAAUCGAUAAGACCGAAGACGACAUUUGUAAGAUCCGACAAUCCCGUUGA
Lichtheimia ornata is the source of this 837-nucleotide messenger RNA. RefSeq lists its product as uncharacterized. The coding region runs from base 1 to 837 and encodes 278 amino acids. Gene Ontology annotation, cellular component: HAUS complex. The transcript is spliced from 7 exons. The record is from RefSeq and is a predicted model, not a curated record. Gene Ontology annotation, biological process: spindle assembly. NCBI's taxonomy places the organism in Eukaryota, Fungi, Mucoromycota, Mucoromycetes, Mucorales, Lichtheimiaceae.